GCAUGGCAGAGGGCGCUCGAGUGUUUAGCGCCAAAACUUUGCUCGUGCUCCCCUUUAGCGCUUUUGUUAGUGUCAAGAUGUUCGUCUAGAAUUUUUGCAAAUCCAAGCUACUGUUUAUAAUUAGUUACACAACUUAAUCGGGAUUCGUGCAUUGGGUACUGAACUGGUGGUCUAGUUUCCACGAAGGGGACUGGUGUACGCAGAAUUAACCCAGCCGCAGAUCCUCAGCUGCAAUGGAGGCCAGCACACCGGCAGGUAAACUGAAGCAAUCUCGGCUUCCCUUCCAAACCCUUGCCGUAUCUCCAGUUCAGAUACGCAAGAAACGGAAGCUCCCCGUAGAAGAUGCUACGGAGACACCUUCCAAAUCACCUCGUGUCGAUGGGAUAGAAAAUAUUCCUAAUCAGGUUGAAGCUGAGGUAAAGAUAAUAGAAGACGAAAAUGAAGACUGUGCAGUCGAGAAGCCAGCGAACAAUUCUGUCACAGAACUAGAUGAUACUUCUAACACAGACACCGCAAACGGUGUUGAAACUAGUCAGAGUUCCAGUGCGGAAGCGAACAGCAAGACACCGUCUGAUAAUCACUGCACAGACGCAGAAGUGGAAGCUGUCGCCCCUGAUGACGCCCCCAUGGAAGUGGACCAAUCACACGCACCAGAAGUUGCCGCGGUGUCAGGUCCUCCAGCGCCAGUGAAUGUGACAAAGGACGAUAGUAGCAUUGAGUUAAGGGAUAACACGGAGGACUUCAAUAACACAGCAGCGACAUCGAUUCUAGACGAUACCGUCAGCACCGUAUCGGACGACUUAAAUUCCAGCGUAGUUUCUACGUCGGCAGCCGACGAAUCAUGCCUCAGUCGGAGUCGUCUUAGUGAACCGUCGCAGAAGUCUCCAAAAGAGUCGAGCAAGCCACUCUCCAAGUCCAGGAAAGCUGUUAGAGAAAAGGUUUCUCAGCAGAAGAAGGAAGAAAAAGAAAAGAGUCGCCUCGAAAAGGAAGCAGCGAAGGAGCAAAAGAAGCAGCUGCUGGAGCAGAAACGCAAGGAGAAACAGCAACAGCUCGAAGAGAAGAGGCAGCAGAAAGAGGAAAAGCAGAAACUGAUUGAAGAACGGAGAAAAGAAAUCGAGGAGAAAAAGAAAGAGAGGGAGCAGCGUCACUUAGAGCUGAUGCAAGAGAAAGAAGAUUUGAAACGGAUGAAAGUUGAACGUCAAGCUGCCAGGCUUGAAGAGCUGAAAAAGAAGGAAGAAGAUAAGAAACAGAAACUAGAAGAAAAAAAACGUGCUGAGGAGGAAGAGAUGAAGGAGAAACAGAAGUUGAAAGAAGCAUUUGCUAGCUUCUUUGUGAAGAAGACAAAGACUUCAUCCAGGGAAAGCAUGGAGCAUGCACCUGAUAGCGUACAAGGAAUGUUCCGUCCAUUUGAGUUGAAGCAAGAUAUGAAGCUGGCCCCUGUAGUACCUGUAGUUGCCCUUGAAAGGUUCAACAAAGAGACCUUGGAUCAGGAAAUGAAGAGGCAGGACACCCCACCUGACAGCCAGUACCUGAAGAGCCUGCAAACAGGCAAGGCCAGGCCGAUCAAGAUAUCUCAGAGGCUGAAGAAGUCGAAAGAGGAGGAGGACAAAGAUGUGAUCGUAGUCGAGGUAGAAAAUAGCAGACCUCGAGAGCAGCUGCGUGCAAAGCUUCUCCAGUUCUGCGAAAACGUGCGCCCGCCCUACUGGGGUACUUGGCGCAAGCCAAUGGAGCGUGUCGAUGGCAGACGACCCUUUGCGAAGCACACUGUUCUAGACUACGAAGUGGACAGCGAUGAAGAAUGGGAAGAAGAAGAGCCAGGCGAGAGCCUUUCAGGCACAGAGGAAGAAAAGGAGAGCGAGGAUGACUAUGAAGUGGACAACGAAUUCUUCGUACCACACGGUUACCUAUCUGAGGAUGAAGAGAAAAAUGAGGAUGAGCCUGUGUCCCCCGAAUCGAUGAAGGCCCGGCUAAAAGCACGACAAGAGGAAUUCCAGGCCGACUUGAAAAAGAGCUGUAAAGCAUUGCAGCCACUCAUUGUGGGCUGUAUAUGGUUGGACAAGCCCACAUCAACCGCUACCGACACUGCACAUCCCCUCGCCCGGUACACAGCGGUUAUUCUCACAGCUGAGGUUCCCAUUCCUGCAAGCACGGAAGCGGAGCAAAAUGCAAGCACACCGCCAACCGUUGGUAAAGGUCCGAGGGCCCGUGCCAUUCCGCAAGAAGCAAUGCCUCACUUGAUACGGAUGGUGCAUGGGAACUCAAGCAAUAAGAUGGUGAUCCUGAAAGAAUUCACUGCUUUCUGGGAGGAUAACAAUGCACUCAAGGACACCAACUCAUCCAGUUCAGCAGAACAAGAAACAAAGAGAUUGUCCAUUUCGAAGCGACAGUUUGUAAACACAAUCAGGAACAUUGCCCGCUACAACGGAUCUUGUUGGGUUGUGAAUCAAGAAACACUGGACAAAUACGAACUGAGUGACCUGAAGCCGCUCAAGAAAUCCGUCGAGAAACAGGACGAACCGAAGGAGUCGCCCAAGCCUUCGAUGGGAGCACUGGACAAGUUUCUGACUGUUUCACCUUCACUGAAGCAAAAUUUGGAUGAGUCCAAUGGGAAAAGCCCGAAAGAACCUAAGAAGACAGCCAAAGGUGCACUCUCAAAGCUUUUUGCAACACUGCCCUCGAACAAAAAAGAAGGGUGUCCACCACCUGCAAAAUCUGCUCAAGGUGUCAAUGGUGUCAACGCCGCACAAGAGCCGACACCGAACGAAAAUCACGUCGGAACUUCAAGUGACCCAAUUGUUCUUGAUGAGAACCCCUUGACAGGGGAUGCACCAGUCGAAGAGAGGAAAAAUGGAGUGAUUAAAAAUCCAUUGACGAGAUACUUUGCUAAACUCGCACCAGCUAAGCUACCUCAAAACUCUAAAAUAGUGGAAGGUGACUGUAAUAAUAUGACUGUAGAGGAGAAUAUAACUGCUUAAUUUUUGCUUUGUGGAUAAAGUGGUUGUCAUGUACUAUAUAUAGAUACUGAGGAGUCUAAUUUUAUGUAGUAUUUUGUACUUUGUAGCAUCAUCAUCUGCUUAUGUUGAAACAUCUAAAUUAUCUGAAUGUAGUUUCUGUUUUGCAACGUCGGCAUUGCUGUUUAUGUGGGCACUGGGUGCGUGUUGUAAGUGUGCAUUUUAUAAUUUCAAGUAUAUUAAAUAAACUUGUGCAGUGUUCA
Ornithodoros turicata is the source of this 3214-nucleotide messenger RNA. RefSeq names its product chromatin assembly factor 1 subunit A-like. The record is from RefSeq and is a predicted model, not a curated record. NCBI's taxonomy places the organism in Eukaryota, Metazoa, Arthropoda, Arachnida, Ixodida, Argasidae. Bases 234 to 2975 code for a protein of 913 amino acids. Gene Ontology annotation, biological process: nucleosome assembly. The transcript is spliced from 13 exons. Gene Ontology annotation, cellular component: CAF-1 complex; nucleus.